CGCUCCUCCAACGCAAGCAGCGGCAACAUUGUAGCGGAGAAACGCCAGCGGACUGGAAGCAACGAGGGGAGCACCACGGAAUAGACCCCAUUAUAUUGUUGUGUUUCCCCCAUCUAGAUCGUAUUCUGUCAGGUCUCUCUGAAAAGUGAGUCGAUACACCACUGAGGAUGUCCGUGGCAGGGCUGAAGAAGCAAUUUCACAAAGCCAGUCAGCUGUUGAGUGAGAAGAUAAGUGGUGCUGAAGGGACAAAGCUGGAUGAAGACUUCAUGGAGAUGGAGAGGAAAAUCGAUGUCACCAACAAAUCAGUGUUGGACCUCUUGACCAAAACAACAGAAUACCUACAACCUAACCCAGCUUCUAGAGCCAAGUUGGGGAUGUUAAACACAGUGUCGAAGAUGAGAGGACAGGUGAAGACCACAGGAUACCCACAGACCGAGGGCCUACUAGGGGAUUGUAUGAUGCGCUAUGGACAUGAUCUGGGAGAUCAGUCCUCCUUCGGCGGUGCGUUGGUGGACAUCGGUGAGGCCAUGAGAAAGAUGGCCGACGUGAAAGACUCUCUGGACAUCAGUGUCAAACAAAACUUUAUUGACCCACUGCAGAACUUACAGGACAAAGACCUCAAGGAGAUCACGCAUCACCUGAAGAAGCUGGAGGGGAGGCGGUUGGACUUUGACUAUAAGAAGAAGCGUCAGGGGAAGGUGCCUGACGAGGAGAUCCGUCAGGCGGUUGAGAAGUUUGAGGAGAGCAAAGAGCUGGCUGAGAGGAGCAUGUUCAACUUCCUGGAGAACGAUGUGGAGCAGGUGAGUCAGCUGUCAGCGUUGGUUGAAGCAGCGUUAGACUACCACCGUCAGUCCUUGGAGAUCCUAGAAGACCUCAACACCCAACUACAAAACAGGAUAUCCUCAGCCAGCAGUCGACCGAAGAGAGAAUUUAAACCAAAGUCCAUCAUGAGCAGCAUUGAGACCAUAGACAACACUCAGCACAAUGGAUCAUAUAGCUCCUCACUCAAGUCCUCAGACAUCCAGAUCAACCACACAGUAAAUGGAAAUGGGAAAACUGAUCCCUUCACCACCGUUCCUCUGUCCUGGCCAGAGAGUCCCACUUUCAACGGCCACCAAUCGGAGGUGCUGGACCAGCCGUGUGCCAGGUCCCUGUAUGACUUUGAGCCAGAGAACGAUGGCGAACUGGGCUUUAAGGAGGGUGACAUCAUCAUCCUCACCAACCAGAUAGAUGACAACUGGUACGAAGGCAUGAUAAACGGAGACUCUGGCUUCUUCCCAAUCAACUAUGUGGAGGUUAUCGUACCCCUGCCCCAGUGAGACAGGAACGGACAGGACACCACCCAAUCAGGGACCAAUCUCCAGAGCCCAACCUCCUCACAGCCGCCCCUAGUCCCUACACCCUAUGCACCUGUGGAGAUCUGAGAGGAUUUUGUUAUUUUGAUCUGAGAGCUAUUUCCAUAUACAGUGGGGCAAAAAAGUAUUUAGUCAGCCACCAAUUGUGCAAGUUCUCCCACUUAA
Molecule: messenger RNA, 1520 nt
Organism: Salmo salar (Atlantic salmon)
Lineage: Eukaryota; Metazoa; Chordata; Actinopteri; Salmoniformes; Salmonidae
Product: endophilin-A3
Biological process (GO): endocytosis; synaptic vesicle uncoating
Cellular component (GO): cytoplasm; presynapse; glutamatergic synapse
Molecular function (GO): protein binding
Source: RefSeq, a predicted model, not a curated record